AUGGAAUGGAAACUGCUGCUGACAGUCCUGCCCUGGCUGCUCAUCUGCAAGAUACUCUACAAGGUCGAGGACUUCACGGAGCGGGAUGUCGUCUAUCGCAGCCUGGACUAUCACCCCGAGGACUAUAUCGACUCCUUUACCAGCCUCCAACAGUAUGACUACUUUCAGUACUAA
Drosophila rhopaloa is the source of this 174-nucleotide messenger RNA. RefSeq names its product protein new-glue 4 (gene ng4). The transcript has a single exon. The coding region runs from base 1 to 174 and encodes 57 amino acids. The record is from RefSeq and is a predicted model, not a curated record. NCBI's taxonomy places the organism in Eukaryota, Metazoa, Arthropoda, Insecta, Diptera, Drosophilidae.